Molecule: messenger RNA, 3346 nt
Organism: Labrus bergylta (ballan wrasse)
Lineage: Eukaryota; Metazoa; Chordata; Actinopteri; Labriformes; Labridae
Source: RefSeq, a predicted model, not a curated record
AGCAUCAGAGGAGGAGGAGGUGUUCCUGGCAGCCAUCUUGGAUGUGCGGAGUGAUUGUUUAGCGAGAAGAAUUGACAUUUUAAAAAAGAAAAAGAGUCUUUAUAAUAAUUCAUAGAAGAUUUCCGGGAGUGGGAGGACCGAGGAAACACACCUGAGCCAGGAAACAUCCAGUGAAAGAAGGCAUGAAGACAUCAUCUUAGCGAUUAGUCAUGGCCGAUAAAAGGAAACUACAAGGUGAAAUAGAUCGAUGUCUGAAAAAAGUAGCGGAGGGUGUGGAACAGUUUGAAGACAUUUGGCAAAAGCUUCACAACGCAGCCAACGCAAACCAGAAGGAGAAAUAUGAAGCGGACCUCAAGAAAGAGAUCAAAAAGUUACAGCGUCUUCGAGACCAGAUCAAGACGUGGGUGGCUUCCAACGAGAUCAAAGACAAACGGCAGCUAGUAGAGAACCGCAAACUCAUAGAAACGCAAAUGGAGCGCUUCAAAGUCGUGGAGAGGGAGACGAAGACGAAGGCGUAUUCUAAAGAGGGCCUCGGUCUGGCCCAGAAGGUCGACCCGGCUCAGAAAGAGAAGGAGGAGGUCGGAACGUGGCUAACGAAUACGAUAGACACGUUGAACAUGCAGGUGGAUCAGUAUGAGAGCGAGGUGGAGUCUCUCUCGGUCGUGACGAGGAAAAAGAAAGGAGACAAGGAGGACCGGAUUGAAGAGCUCAAGAAAUUUAUCGAAAAGCAUCGACACCACAUCCGGAUGCUGGAGACGAUCCUGAGGAUGCUCGACAACGACUCUGUGCAGGUCGACUCUGUCAGGAAGAUCAAGGACGACGUGGAGUAUUACCUCGACUCAUCGCAGGAUCCAGACUUCGAGGAGAACGAGUUUCUUUACGACGACCUCGACCUGGAAGACAUCCCUCAGGCGCUGCUCGCCACCUCCCCGCCGGGAAACUCGAUCUUGGAGGACGAGAUCUUCCAGCACUCCAGCAGCACGCCGACCUCCACCACCUCGUCCUCGCCCAUCCCCCCUUCACCUGCUACUUGCACUACGGAGAACUCAGAAGACGACAAGAAGAGGGGGCGAUCGACGGACAGCGAAGUGAGUCAGUCACCGGUGAAGAACGGAAACCCCUCGUCCUCGUUAUCCUCGUCCUCGUCCUCCUCUUCCUCCUCCUCCUCAUCUUCCUCCUGCUCUUCCUCCUCCGAAGUGGGCGGCGCCUCAGGGGGCAGCAGCCAUCAGGUGAACUCUUUCGGUCUGCUCUCCAACGCCGCCACCAGCAGCUACAGCAACGCCACCCAGCAGCCCCCCCACCCGUUAGUCCAGCAGCAGCAGGUCAAAAACUCCGUCAUCUCCUCCUCCAUCUCUACUCCUCUGACAAACUCCGCCUCCUCCGCCAUCAGUUAUCCCGCCUCCUCCGCCGCCUCUCCCCCCAACGCCAGCACGCAGGGUCUCCUGUCCUCCAGCUCGCAGCCCCUCACUCUGUCGGCAUCCCCGCAGAACUCCAACAGUCUGGGCCUGGGUCUGGGUCUCUCUCUGGGGAAAGGCGGCAUGUCGGGCUCCCUCACCAGCAGCCCCAUGUCUGGAGGUCUCGGUCUGUCGGGGAUGCCUGCGUCCCUGAGCACCAUGGCAAGCCUCCUGUCCAGCUCCACCGCGCCCUACUCUCAGGCGGCCUCCACCGGCGCCUUCAGCUCGGGCCUGCCCGGCUCCUUAGGUGGCGUCAGCACCACCAGCACCACCAACAGCGCUCUGGGCUCCAUCGGCAGCGGCAACAUGACAGUCGGCGGGCCGACAUCCACAUCAGGAGGUCUGCUGGGAGCGGCGCCCGGCCUCAACAGCAUCGGCUCUGGGAUUCUGGGUCUGGGCUCGAGUCAGUCGGGGAUGCAGGGGUCUUCUCUGAUGUCGCUGAGCCCCGUCGGAGGUUUGGCGCCCGGCAGUGGAGUAGGAGUCAUCGGGAGUAACGGAGGCAGCUCAGGGUCGGCGGGGAGCAGCAUGCUGGGAGGAAACUCCUCGCUCUCGAUCAGGCCGCCCAGCCAACAGAAGCAGAACGGCAGCAGCACCAACGCUUCGUGUUUGUCCUUUUCUCUUACAGGUUACAGUGCCGUGGUAGCAGACAGCACAACAGACUCCGCCCUCAACAGUGCCAGCCAAUCACAAAUCAGCCAACCCUCGUGUUUGACCUCCACAGCCAAUCAGCCUAAGGACACUGGUCCCAGUUUACUCGGCUCUCUAAGUCUGUCAUCCAGCUCCCCGUCGCCGGCUUACUACAGCGAGGCCAAAACGGUGAUGGGAGGCAGCCUGCUGAACGGCCCGCUGUCGUACUCACAGCCCACAGACGGCAUCAAGCCACAGGAGCCUCUGAGCAGCCUGAAGUCCAUGGCCGAGCGAGCAGCACUCAGCUCAGGGAUGGAGGGAGAUGUGCCCUCCCUGCACCUCACCUCAGACAUCUUCCCCAGCAGCACUACGGCGCCCUCAGGCCCCCCGUCAGCACCUCAGCCCUCACUGUCAGAGGUCAGCAUCCCCCCCUCGUUGGGGGUCUGCCCACUGGGCCCGGUCCCCCUGUCCAAAGACCAGCUGUACCAACAGGCCAUGGAGGAGGCGGCGUGGACCCACAUGCCCCACCCGUCCGACUCGGAGAGGAUCAGGCAGUACCUGAUGAGGAACCCGUGCCCCACCUUGCCUUUCCACCAUCAGGUGCCGCCGCCACACUCAGACACGGUGGAGUUUUACCAGAGGCUUUCCACGGAGACGCUCUUCUUCAUCUUUUACUACCUGGAGGGUACUAAGGCCCAGUAUCUGGCAGCCAAGGCCCUGAAGAAGCAGUCGUGGCGUUUCCACACGAAGUACAUGAUGUGGUUUCAGCGACACGAAGAACCUAAAACCAUCACCGAUGAGUUUGAGCAGGGAACAUAUAUUUACUUUGAUUAUGAGAAGUGGGGCCAGCGGAAGAAGGAAGGCUUCACGUUUGAGUACCGGUACCUGGAGGACCGCGACCUCCAGUGACCUGCAGCCACAAAGAACAGACGGACGGACGGACGGACGGACGGACGGACGCCAGGCGGGCUGAGGGAGGAUGACGAGCGGUCCACCUGCCUGCUGACAUUCCUGGAUUUAAUCCCAGCUCUUUUGGAGAGGAAGGAGGAGGAGGGGGGGAGGGGCAAACGGCUUUACAAGGACACAUUUAAAGACCCCUCCCCCUCUGCUCGACUCUCCACGCCACCUCCUCCAUCAUCAGGCAUUUUUCUUUUUUCCUGAACUUUAACGAUAACGAUACCCCGUAUACUCUCUCUCGCCCCCUCUCUCUCUCUCUCUCUGUCUCUCUCUCUGUCUCUCUCUCUCUCUCUGUCUCGCUCGCUCGC